GUUAAACUGACAUGUUCCUGCAGCAGCAUGGACUGAUUCAUGCAUUGGGCAUUUAAAGUGUUGCAUAUUGAUGGCUGCCUGUGUGCUGCGUCAACGUGGGCCCAGGCUGCGCUGCCUCAGAGGCUUGAAAAAGAAUUUAACCCAGGUUCAACCCCUCUAUGGCAAAACAGAGGAGGAGGCGGACGAGCAUGAGGGGAAGAAAGGGGCAUCUCAACACCAGGAGGCCUCUCUCCAUGGAGGUUACAGGCUGUUUUACAACCCGUCUUCAUAUCAUCGCUCUGAGAGGAACGCUGCGACCUCCGGGAGCCAGACAGAUAAUGACGAGGACGAAAGGUGUCUCUCCUUUCUCGCACCUUCCUUCUGGCAACAGGGCAACCGCUACAGCGUCAGUUCCUCGCGGCAUCUUUCCAGCGCAAAAAACACACUCCUCGACUUGGCUUUCAACAAGAGCUCUGAACCCGAGAGGCCGUCAACAGUGUCACCCUACCAUGGACAACCCGUGCCUUCGGACGUUAAAGUGGAUCCACGUGUUUUCAACAAAUGCCGGCCUGAGUAUGCCUCCAUGACCCUUGACCUCACCCACCGAACUCACCCAGUAAAAUGGGAAGAUGUGUCCACGCUGCUCCAAAAAGUGGCGGUUUUAAAAGGCAGCAUGAAGCCAUCGGAUGUGUCUCAGUUUCUCGUGGAGCUCAGCCGCGUGGACCCGGACAAGACGUCGUCGAUAAGGAAUAACCAGCGCUUUGUCAUGCUCCUGCGGUACUCUGUGGAAAACCUGCGCCUCUUCACCGACCUGCAGCUGCUGGAGGUGCUGCAGUCGUUUGUGUGGCUGGAAAUACCCUCCGACCACACGGUGCUCGGGCUGUACGAGACCGAGCUGAGCCGCCGGGCCGACCAGAUGACUCUGCACCAGUUGCUGCUAGCUGCUGAUUUGUGGCGCUGCAUCGGGAGACAGGUCCCCCAGUUCUUACAGCACCUCUAUGACUCAAUCCAUCUGUACGUGGGACAUAUGGGGGUCCCUGAACUAGUCCAGCUGUUGUAUAUAAUGGGAGAAGGUCGGAAGUGCCCAAGAGACUUAAUCCAUCCUGUACAACAGCUUCUUUUGCGCCAUUUACAACAAUUAUACCCCGAGGAGGUUGGUGUCGUGUGCCUGGGGCUUUUUAAAUCCCAAACUUCAAUAUCUCAGAGUGCUGUGACCUCUAUUGUUGACAAGGCAGUCUCCUCUGUGAGAGAGAUGAGUGACUUUGCGAUGGUGAAUGUGCUGAAACUCUUGCGUUUCAGUUAUUUGUACCACAGAGCGUGGAUGGAGGCCAUGACACAGGAAGUUCCUCGACGGGCCCCCAGGAUGGGUGUUCAGGGCCUGAUGCACGUGGCGUUGGCCUGUUCAGCGCUGCAUUAUCGUAAUGAUGACAUCCUCGUUGCCGUGGCUGAAAGAGUGCCCUCGCUCGUGCCACACUGCAGGAGCAAGGACUCAUGCAAACUGCUCUGGGCCCUCAGCUCAUUAAGGUUUCUCCCGGCUCAGAGUCCGAGCUUCUAUCCGAGCCUGACAGAAGCCCUGAGACAGAGGAAGGCCGAAUUCCACCGAUACCCAGAGCAUCUGCUCACUGGUCUGCUAGGCCUGGCCUUUGUCUCUCACUUCCCAGAGGACAUGAUCGCAUUAGCUCUGAGCCCUGACUUUGUCAAGCAAGCGCUGAAAGCAACACAGCUGGAGCUGAAAAAAGACUUGCUGACUUUGGACGGAGCUGUGGCUCUGGAGCUGCCUCAGUGGACCGGGCCACGGUUAAGCCGUGAACUUAGGGAGGAGAUAGCUGAGCUGCUGUGGACGUUCGCUCAGUCAGAUAUGUGCCACAAGCCUGAGGUUCAGGAGGCAGAAUCCACUCUCCAAGAUCUGUUCGGAGGAGAGGAGUUUGUGUGCAAGAGAAUGAUUCUGCCUCACACUCGCUCCAUUGACCUGGAAGUUCAUCUUGACUGCACAGGAAAGCCAAUACCCGUUAUCCCAACGUCCCACUCAACCACAUUAUAUCCUGAGAAGGUUUCAUCUAAAGUAACUUUAAACCAAGGGUGGGGGGAAAUGAAUCUAGGGGCAACUAUAACUGAUGAUCUUUUAGCAAAGCUGAUGAACACUAAAACCACAACAGAGCCUUUAACUCCAUCUCCUAAGACUACACCUCUUCCCAGAGAAAGACUUGAUGAUGGGAGACUGUUUGUCACAGGCCUUGACCUGACUAGUGACCUGAUAGAAACCCUUACUAAAAACAGUGCCCCUGCUGGCUCAGACCCACAGGAGGCCAAAGCCACAGUCAAACUGGCAAUCCAGGUUUCCAGCAGGAACCACUACUGCUGCCAUUCACAGCAGCUGUUGGGUCUUCAUGCCAUGAAGAGACGACAUUUGAAGUUGGCAGGCUACAAGGUUGUGGAGCUGAGCCGUCAUGAGUGGUUUCCCUUGCUGAGGAAAAGCAGGACCGAGAAGCUGGCGUACCUGCACUGCAAAAUCUAUGACAGUCUGUAAUCACUCUGUGACCUGCUAAAAACCCAAAGAAAACACAUAGAUGAUCUAGUCGCUCUGACUUGUGGGUAAUAUUUAUUCUGCUUAAGUCUUGUCCAAAGCUCAGAAAGAUCUGAUAAGGACAAGGGCAAAUAUUCCUUUGUCUCUGAUUCUUUUGUACAUGUUCAGGAUGUUGUAAAAAAUUUGACAUUUCAAGAUAUUUUUGUGAGAAGAAUGCAAAUUAAAAAUAUU
Messenger RNA from Limanda limanda (common dab), 2734 nucleotides. RefSeq names its product FAST kinase domain-containing protein 5, mitochondrial (gene fastkd5). Gene Ontology annotation, cellular component: mitochondrial matrix; ribonucleoprotein granule. The record is from RefSeq and is a predicted model, not a curated record. The transcript has 2 exons. Gene Ontology annotation, biological process: regulation of mitochondrial mRNA stability; mitochondrial RNA processing. Lineage: Eukaryota; Metazoa; Chordata; Actinopteri; Pleuronectiformes; Pleuronectidae. Bases 71 to 2506 code for a protein of 811 amino acids. Gene Ontology annotation, molecular function: RNA binding.